Talaromyces stipitatus ATCC 10500 is the source of this 4113-nucleotide messenger RNA. RefSeq names its product multiple ankyrin repeats single kh domain protein, putative. Gene Ontology annotation, molecular function: protein binding. Bases 1 to 4113 code for a protein of 1370 amino acids. Lineage: Eukaryota; Fungi; Ascomycota; Eurotiomycetes; Eurotiales; Trichocomaceae. The record is from RefSeq and is a predicted model, not a curated record. The transcript has a single exon.
AUGGCCAUGGCUUUAGGAGUGGCGACAAGUCCGUCUGCAGAAACAGCAACAGACGCCGGCCUGAACCCUAAAGGAUUAGACAAAAAGAUACGACAACUGUGUGGGCUGUUUGUUUUCAUCAAGGAAUCCAAACUCUAUCUCAUUCAUCAGACUGCACGAGAGUUCCUGAUUAGCAAACACGAUAGCUCUGCCAACGUCCAUUGGCAUCUGGAGCAGCGCAAAACAGAGAUGCAAAUGACUGAAAUAUGUGUCAAAUACCUUCUUAUGAAUGAUCUGGUCAGCAAUGGGGAAGAGUCUGUACGGAGCUUACUGGAUUAUUCUGCAGAAAAUUGGGCCGAUCAUUUUCGAGACGUAUUAUCCCCGGAAGAUGAGGUAGUGGAUAGGGUCUGGAAGCUGUAUGAUGUCACAACGGAACGAUUUCGCUUGUGGUUUCCUAAAUUUUGGAGUGCAGUAAUGUCACAUCGUGGAGACCCGCAAAUGAAGGCGUUACAUUUGGCUGCUUUCAAUGGCCAUCCAGACGUACUGUACCGGGUAGAUGUGAAUAAAACAAGUGCAAUUGAUCUGGUCGACGGGUCAGGGACGACAGCAUUACAAUGGGCUUGUGAACAAGGACAUCAUAAGAUUGCUCAGCUACUUCUCGAAAAGGGAGCAGACGUUAAUGCUCAGGGUGAAAAAUACGGCAAUGCUCUUCAUGCUGCUGCGCGAGGAGGAAACCCUAAGCUCAUGCAGCUACUCCUCGAAAAUGGAGCAGACGUCAAUGCUCAGGGUGGAGAAUACGGCAAUGCUCUCGUUAUUGCUACUCGAGAAGGGAACCCUGAGAUUGUUCAGCUACUCCUCGAAAAGGGAGCGGAUGUCAAUGCUCAGGGUGGACAAUACGGCAAUGCUCUCCAGGCUGCUGCUCAAGGAGGACAACUUGAGAUUGUUCAGCUACUCCUUAAAAAGGGAGCGGAUGUUAAUGCUCAGGGUGGAGAAUACGGCAAUGCACUCCAGGUUGCUUCUGGUGAAGGACACCUUGGGAUUGUUCAGCUACUACUCGAAAAGGGAGCGGAUAUCAAUGCUCAAGGUGGAGAAUACGGCAAUGCUCUUUUUCGUGCUACUGAAAGAGGACAUCUUGACAUUAUUCAGCUACUACUCGAGAAGGGAGCAUAUGUCAAUGCUCCAGGUAGAUUCGAUAGCAAUGCUCUCUACGCUGCUACUGAAAGGGGAUAUCUUGUGAUUGUUCAGCUUUUACUCGAGAAGGGAGCAGAUGUUAAUGCUCAGGGCGGAAAAUAUGGCAAUGCUCUUUUCUGUGCUACUGAAAGAGGAUAUCUUGAUAUUAUUCAUCUACUACUCGAGAAGGGAGCAGAUAUCAAUGCUCCAGGUGGGUUCGGUGGCAAUGCUCUCCUCGCUGCUAUUCAAGGGGGACAUCGUGGAAUUGUUCAGCUAUUACUCGAAAAGGGAGUAGAUAUCAAUGCUCAUACGUUAUUUGGAAAUGCUCUCUACUUUGCUACUGAAAGUGGACAUCUUGAGAUCGUUAAGCUAUUACUCGAGAAGGGAGCAGAUAUCAAUGCUCAGGGUGGACAAUAUGGCAAUGCUCUUCAGGUUGCUGUUCAAGGCGGGAAACAAGAGGCUAUUCAGCUAUUACUCGAGAAGGGAGCGGAUAUCAAUGCUCAGGGUGGAGAAUAUGGCAAUGCACUCCAGGUUGCUUCUGGUGAAGGACACCUUGGGAUUGUUCAGCUACUCCUCGAAAAGGGAGCGGAUGUCAAUGCUCAGGGUGGACAAUACGGCAAUGCUCUCCAAGCUGCUGCUCGAGGAGGACAUCUUAAGAUUGUUCAGCUACUACUCGAAAAGGGAGCGGAUGUCAAUGCUCAGGGUGGAGAAUACAGCAAUGCUCUCCAAGCUGCUGCUCGAGGAGGACAUCUUAAGAUUGUUCAGCUACUACUCGAAAAGGGAGCGGAUGUCAAUGCUCAGGGUAGAGAAUACGGCAAUACUCUCCAGGCUGCUGCUCACGGAGGACACCUUGGGAUUGUUCAGCUACUCCUCGAAAAGGGAGCGGAUGUCAAUGCUCAGGGUGGACAAUACGGCAAUGCUCUCCAGGCUGCUGCUCGAGGAGGAUAUCUUGAGAUUAUUCAGCUACUCCUUAAAAAGGGAGCGGAUGUUAAUACUCAGGGUGGAGAAUACGGCAAUGAUCUCCAGGCUGCUGCUCGAGGAGGACAUCUUGAGAUUGUUCAGCUACUCCUUAAAAAGGGAGCGGAUGUUAAUGCUCAGGGUGGAGAAUACGGCAAUGCUCUCCAGGCAGCUGCUCGAGGAGGAUAUCUUGAGAUUAUUCAGCUACUCCUUAAAAAGGGAGCGGAUGUUAAUGCUCAGGGUGGAUACUAUGGUAAUGCUCUCCAGGCAGCUGCUCAAGGAUGGAAUCCUGAGAUCGUUCAGCUACUACUUGAGAAGGGAGCAGAUGUUAAUAUUCAGGGUGGAGAAUUCCGCAACGCUCUCCAAGCUGCUGUUCAAAGAGGGACUAUUAAUAUCGUGCAGCUACUCCUCGGAAAGGGAGCAGAUGUUAAUGCUCAUGGGGGAUACUAUAGUAAUACUCUCCAGGCUGCUGCUCGACGAGGAAACCCUAAGAUUGUCCAGCAACUUUUCGAAAAUGGAGCAGAUGUCAAUGCUCAGGGUGGAGAAUACGGCAAUGCUCUCCAGGCUGCUGCUACUAGCGGAUAUCUUGAGAUUGUUCAACAACUCCUCGAAAAUGGAGCAGAUGUUAAUUCUCAAGGUGGAAAAUUCGGAAAUGCUCUCCAGGCCGCUGUUCAAAGAGGGAAUAUUAAGAUCGUGCAGCUAAUCCUUGAAAAGAAAGCAGAUGUUAAUGCUCAGGGUGGACAAUACAGCAAUGCUCUCCAGGCUGCUGCUCAAGGAGAGCAUCUUGACAUUAUUCAGCUACUACUUGAAAAGGGAGCGGAUGUCAAUGCUCAGGGUGGAUACUAUGGCAAUGCUCUCCAGGCUGCUUCUGCUGAAGGACAGCUUAAGAUCGUUCAACUAUUACUUGAGAAGGGAGCGGAUGUCAAUGCUCAGGGUGGACAAUACGGCAAUUCUCUCCAGGCUGCUGCUCGAGGAGGGAACCCUGAGAUUGUUCAACAACUCCUCGAAAAUGAAGAAGAGAGCUAUGCUUAUGGAGGAUACUAUAGCACUUUUCUCCAGGCUGAUAUUCAAAGAAGAUAUCUUAAAAUUGUGCAGCUGCUCCUCGAAAAAGGAGCAGAUGUCAAUGCUCAGGGUGGAGAAUACGGCAAUGCUCUUCAGUCCGCUGUUCAGAAAGGGAAUAUUAAGAUCGUGCAGCUACUCCUCGAAAAGGGAGCAGAUGCCAAUACUCAGGGUGGACAAUACGGCAAUGCUCUCCAGGCUGCUGCUAGAGGAGGGAACCCUAAGAUUGUCCAGCAACUCCUCGAAAAUGGAGCAGAUGUCAAUGCUCAUGGAGGAUACUAUAGUAAAUCUCUCCAGGCUGCUGCUCGAGGAGGGAACCCUGAGAUUGUCCAACAACUCCUUGAAAAUGGAGCAGAUAUCAAUGCUCAAGGUGGAGAAUACGGCAAUGCUCUCCAGGCUGCUGCUCGAGGAGGACAUCUUGAGAUUAUUCAGCUACUACUCGAAAAGGGAGCGGAUAUCAAUGCUCGGGGUGGAUACUAUGGCAAUGCUCUCCAGGCUGCUUCUGCUGAAGGACAGCUUAAGAUCGUUCAACUAUUACUUGAGAAGGGAGCGGAUGUCAAUGCUCAGGGUGGACAAUACGGCAAUGCUCUCCAGGCUGCUGCUCGAGGAGGGAACCCUGAGAUUGUCCAAGAACUCCUCGAAAAUGGAGCAGAUAUCAAUGCUCAGGGUGGAGAAUACGGCAAUGCUCUCCAGGCUGCUGCUCAAGGAGGAUAUCUUGAAAUUGUUCGGCUACUACUUAAAAAGGGAGCGGAUGUCAAUGCUCAGGGUGGAUACUAUGGCAAUGCUCUCCAGGCUGCUACUCGAGGAGGACAUUUUGAAAUCAUUCAGCUACUACUUGAGAAAGGAGCGGACGUCAAUGUUCAGGGAGGGGAAUAUAGCAAUGCUCUCCAGGCUGCUCCUCAAAGAGGACAUCGUGAUAUUAUAGGGUUAUUGCAAAACCCCGACUAG